This is a messenger RNA of Silurus meridionalis, 3290 nucleotides long. RefSeq names its product FKBP prolyl isomerase family member 15a (gene fkbp15a). Gene Ontology annotation, molecular function: peptidyl-prolyl cis-trans isomerase activity. The record is from RefSeq and is a predicted model, not a curated record. The coding region runs from base 70 to 2832 and encodes 920 amino acids. NCBI's taxonomy places the organism in Eukaryota, Metazoa, Chordata, Actinopteri, Siluriformes, Siluridae. Gene Ontology annotation, cellular component: growth cone. The transcript is spliced from 26 exons.
CUGAUCACGUGACGUCAUCGAACACCUUCACCGUCGAAAGCGGCAGUUUCUUUGCGCGCGGUCUUUCUCAUGCUUUGUGGUGUUUUUAUGAUCCGCGUCUCUCUGCUGAGGAUGAAAGAAAUUAAAGCUCUUUAUCCUGAUUAUCAUAACGGAGAGUUUCUGGCUCCUAAAACCGGGGCAAAGCUGGCCUCUCUCUUUGGUCUCUGCCAAGCUGAACCUGAAGGCAAUGAGUCUUUCAAGUUCACUGCUCCAAAGCAACCCAAAAAACUUCCAUCUGGUCUUGGUUCUCCUUCUCAGAAACAAGUUCCCCCUCCAUCAACUCCAGCUGUCUUGUUGGCAGUUGCUGUCCAUGCCUUUCACUUUGUGAACGGACAAUACGUGAAGCAUGGCAAGUUGGGUGCAGCAAUCCUGGGAAACUAUGUGAACAAAGAGUAUAAGAUCCUGCUUUAUGGCAGUCAGCAGAAACAAAUAGCUUCAGCACGAAUUCACAAUGGAUUUAUCCUCACGAUUCAGCCUGGACAUUAUGCUGCCUUUUAUGAUGAUCAACAGCAGAGCUGGUCUCUGAAAUUUGACUCUGAGGAUGCUAGAAUAGAUUUCUUUAAAAAGGUGUGUGUAGCCAGGUGGAACAGUCAGACCUGCUGGGAUACUUUUCUGACUCAGGACUUGGUCCAUGGAGAGGGAGCGACCAUUAGCAUGGGGGACACUGUGGAGGUGGCCUUGUCUAGCUGCCUGCUUCAGAAUCAUACUAUGGAACAGUUAUUUGAUUCCAAAUUCUGCAAAGAUAAGCUUCAGCGAGUGAGCCUGGACUCUGACACACCCCUCAUGGGAUGGGAAAAGGGGAUGUUGGGGAUGCAGAAAGGAGGUCGACGUCUUAUAAUAGUUUCCCCCAGCAUGGGUUAUGAGUCAAAUGGAGGUCCAAGCUGUGCAACACAUUUCAGCACUCUAUUUGCUGUGGAGGUUCUUCAGGUUAAUGGCUCCAAGAAAGCAGACAGCUCUGCUGCAGGAUCCUCAGACAGCAACAAGUCACUAGUCACUGCUCUAGCUUUGUGCUGCUCUAACCAAGGAGAUCAAGCACCAUGGGCUAAGUGCAGAACUCCAAAUAAGCUUCCAAAGCUUCCAGAAGCAGACAAAGUGAAGGUAAUCUCCCGCAUGGCUAAAAUAGGUCAGCCCACUGUGCCUUUCCUGAAAGUAGCAGCUCCACACACUGACUAUGCCAUAGAGGAAAGCAGUGUGUGUGUGUCAGUGUGUGGUUUGUCAGCUCAAGCUGCUGCUUCAUCUCCACUGCCUGUAGAAACCGCUUCUUCAUUAUCAUCCACUGCUGUCCACCUCCCAGAGGCAGUGAAUACACACACAGUUAAGGAGGUACAUGUCUGCUCAGAUCGAGCUUUCCAGCCUCAUUCAUCACAUUUGCAACCUUUCACGUUAACCUUUCCACCCCAGCACACGCCAUACUCAAGUGACGUUGGCUCCUACAUGAUUAGUGAGUCACGGCAACAUAAUGCUGAAAUCCGUUUAGCUGUAGCAAAAGUGAUUGACAAAGUUGACUGCUUGGCUUCUAAGAUGGAUGAACUACAAAAGCAAGGCACAUCCUCUUUUGCUUUGUCUGGUGGAUCUCUGGAAACAGCCAUGAUCAUGCAUAACAUACAGAGAAUUAUUCAUGAAAAUGCCAGUCUGAAGAAGGAAGUUCUAGAGAGGGGCAAUGGAGUGGAGGAACAGGACUAUAAAAUAGGAGCGCUCACUGAACAAAGGUGUAUGGAGGAAAGCAACUUGCUACUAGAACAGACGAAUGACGUUCUUCAGAGCAGUGGUCAUCAUUCCAGGCUUAUGAAAGCAGAACAGGAGAAGAUGCGUUUGGUUAAAGAGUUGGACGUGUCCUCAUCUUGUGUGUGUAAGCUGCAGCAGGAGGUCAAUAGUCUUCAGCAGAAGGUGACUGAGGUGCAGACUGACCUCAGUGCUGUCCUACAGGAAAGUCAGAGCCGCUGUACUCUGAUCAGUUGUCUGGAGUCUAAAGUGGAAGAGUUGAAGAGGGAGAUUGUUCAGUCUCGACAGCAGUGGAGAGAAGAAAAACAAAAGUGCAGAAAAAUGAAAUGGACAAUGACAAACACAGAGGAGGAGAUUCAAGACCUGAAGGAAGAGAACAAGAGCCUUAACCAGCUGCUAUCGGACAAAAAGAGGAGAUGGCAGCAGGAGCGGGAACGCUUUCUAUUGGAGCAGGAGGAACAGCGCAGCAGCAGUGAACAGGAACAGCAGCAGCUGCUUGACCAGCUCAGGAAAGCCAGAAGCAUUGCUGGAACCUACAGCGGACCACAGGUUGAGCUGGAGUGGAAGGAAAGGUGUGAUGCAGCACUGAAGGAGCAGAAAUUAAAACUUGAAGUGAUUACUCAACUACAAAUAAAGAAUUCAAAAUUACAGAAGGAACUGGCAAGAGAAAAACAGCAAAUGAAUGCUCAGCUGGCUGGACAGGUGAAACUGGUAAUGAAUGGGCUGUUCCGCUCUCUGAGGGCAGAGUUUAAUCUGCAGGAGACGUAUCCUGGUGAAUCUGUUCUAACAAUUGUCCUCAAUACCAUAAAGCAGGUGACUCUGCAAUUCCUCAAGGAGCUCAAGUCUGAGGAAGAUAAGUACAUCACUGCAGAGGAGAAAACAAGAGGAAGAAUUGAAGAACAUGGAAUAAAAAGUGAGAAAAUGGAAAGACCCCAGAGCCUGGACCACACCUACAUGACAGCAUAUGAAACCAAUAGUCUAGAAGCUUCUGAAGUGAGCAGUGAUUCUUUCAGAGAAGCAACUGGUGAAUUGAAAGUGAAGGGUUUGAAAGAGUUUCACUCUACAGACUGAUUAAAGAUUGGAUUAACUCAUUAAUUGGAAGUAUGUUGGCAGGAAACUCGCCAAAUGUUUGUGCAGUGCUACUGUAUGGAGCAACACCAAGAAACUUACAUUUAAUACUUUUUUUUUUUUUAAUAAUUAAACUGUAAUUAAAUGUUAUGAUAUCAACAGAAUGUUUAUUUUAUAUUGCUCUAUUUCCAUUUCUUUGACCUGAUACAAUGUGAGACGAUGGCUAUGAGAAGACUAGGCAAGAAGGUCCUCUGUAAUUUACAGUUGUAUUCAGUUACAAUGUUAAAUAAAAUAUUUAAGAACAUUUCAGAUAGAAAUCGACACUGAAUAGAUGCACUGUAAGCAAAGUUUAUUUUGUAUAUUCAUUAUGUACUGACUUGCUAAUGCAUCAUUCAAACUCACAUCAAUAACAAUAAUCAAACUCAUGUUUAUAUAAAUAAAUCUGUUGAGUGAUGUUUCAA